AGCGGGCGCUGACAGUCGACGACGAGCCCGUGUAGCGCAGCAGAGGAGGAGAGGGCUGCUUUAACUUCCUGUAUGCUCUGCAAGUAUCGGCAUUCUCGCAUUAUCGUACAUGCCUAAGAGUGCUUAGACGGCCGUGAGUGAUAGGGCGCCGGUGUAUACGUGAUUAUAUGGCAAAACGCGAAAGGCAGCCUGAGUAAUUAGCUAAAUGCGGAGUGUUUACAGCAGCCGGAGCCGCCUGCCCUGCCUCCCUUCCUCCCGUUCGGCUCUGCGUACAGCGGCUGCCGCUGCGCUGAAUCUGGGCUGCCUCAGAUAGCAUCUGGAGAACCGGCUGAAUCAGAGGACACAGCCCGGGCCCUGGUCAUUCGCCGCGGAUCGGCGAGGAGCGGCAAGCUGCAUGCAACUCGCAUUGUAAUAAUACGAAUAAAAAGAGUGUUUGCGAGAAUUAGCGCUGCGAGCCUGGAUGCGCCUCCUAAGCUGAUAUGGCUGUUCUCAAACUCGUCGAUCAGCCCCCGCUGAUCCAGGCCAUAUUCACUGGCGACCCGGAGGAGAUCCGGAUGCUGAUCUACAAGUCAGAAGACGUCAAUGUUCUGGAUGCUGAGAAACGCACCCCCCUCCAUGCGUCUGCUUUCCUGGGCGAUGCUGAGAUCACAGAGCUGCUCAUCCUCUCAGGGGCUCGUGUCAAUGCCAAAGACAACAUGUGGCUGACUCCACUGCACCGGGCAGUGGCAUCUCGCAGUGAGGAGGCCGUACGUGUGCUGAUCCGCCACUCCGCAGACGUAAAUGCACGUGACAAGAACUGGCAGACUCCACUGCACGUGGCCGCUGCCAACAAGGCCCUGCGCUGCGCAGAGGUCAUCAUCCCGCUGUUGAGCAGUGUCAAUGUGUCUGACCGCGGGGGGCGGACCGCUCUGCACCAUGCCGCCCUCAACGGGCACACAGAGAUGGUCCAGCUCCUCAUUGCCAAGGGUGCGAACAUCAACGCAUUUGACAAGAAGGACGCCAGGGCCCUGCACUGGGCUGCCUUCAUGGGUCACCUGGAUGUGGUGCGUCUCCUGGUGAGCCAGGGGGCAGAGAUCAGCUGCAAGGAUAAGCGCGGAUACACGCCCCUCCACGCUGCCGCCUCCAACGGUCAGAUCACCGUGGUCAAGCACCUGCUCAACCUGGCAGUGGAGAUCGACGAAGCCAAUGCCUUCGGGAACACGGCCCUGCACUUGGCCUGCUUCAACGGGCAGGACGCGGUGGUGAGCGAGCUCAUCGAUUACGGCGCCAGCGUCAGCCAGCCCAACAACAAGGGCUUCACGCCACUGCACUUCGCCGCCGCCUCCACCCACGGCGCGCUCUGCCUCGAGUACCUUGUCAACAAUGGCGCAGACGUCAACGUGCAGAGUCGAGACGGCAAAAGCCCCCUGCACAUGACAGCGGUGCACGGGCGCUUCACCCGCUCCCAGACCCUCAUCCAGAAUGGUGGGGAGAUAGACUGCACGGAUAAGGAUGGGAACACCCCCCUCCACGUCGCCGCCCGCUAUGGCCACGAGCUACUCAUCAACACCCUCAUGACCAACGGGGCAGACUGUACCAGACGAGGGGCGCAUGGGAUGCUGCCCCUACACCUGGCAGCCCUGAACGCCCAUGUAGACUGCUGCCGCAAGCUGCUGUCAUCAGGCUUCCAGAUAGACACCCCCGAUAGCUUUGGGAGGACCUGCCUGCAUGCUGCUGCUGCGGGGGGCAACAUGGAAUGCGUCGAGCUGCUCCUCAGCAGUGGAGCCGACCACAACCGGAGGGACAAGUGUGGCAGAACCCCACUCCACUACGCUGCUGCCAGUCGACACUAUCAGUGUCUAGAGAUGCUGUUGGCACGUGGGAUUUGCAUUAAUGCAGAUGACCAGUGGGGGCGCACUGCCCUGCACUAUGCUGCCGCCUCAGACCUGGAUAGAAGGCGGCGUGAGGCCCUGGAGCCUGAGAGCGAGGGGGUGCAAGCAGAGAGGGAGAAGGAGGCAGCAAUGUGUCUGGAGUUCCUGCUACAGAGGGGGGCAGGUCCCAGCCUGAGGGACAAGCAGGGCUACAGUGCCGUGCACUAUGCUGCUGCCUACGGCCACCGGCAAUGCUUACAGCUGCUGCUGGACCGGGACCAGGGCCAGCUGGAUGACCCAGCAGACUCCCCCAGCACCAGGAGUCCGCUCCACCUUGCGGCAUACCAUGGCCACGCACAGGCACUAGAGGCGCUGCUGCGAGGGGAGAAGGAGGUGGACCAGGCGGACGAGCUGGGCCGUACCCCACUGGCCCUGGCGGCCCUCAGGGGCCACACCAGUUGCGUGCACACACUGUUGAGCCAUGGCGCCUCCCCCAGGAGCCAGGAUGCAACGCAGAGGCGCACACCAAUACACCUGGCAGUAAUGAAUGGACACACAUCUUGUUUGCGCCUCCUGCUGGAUGAUUCUGGCAAUGCAGAUCUGGUGGAUGCAGUGGAUUCUCAGGGACGAACCCCCUUGAUGCUGGCUGUGGCGGGGGGCCACGUGGAUGCUGUGUCCGUACUGCUUGAGCGUGAAGCCACAGUGGACUCGGCUGACAGCUAUGGACUGACAGCCCUGCACCUGGGGCUGCUGUGUGGCCAGGAGGAGUGUGUUCAGAGCCUGCUGGAGCAGGAAGCCUCCGUACUGCAGGCUGACCGCAGGGGCCGCUCUGCACUGCACCUGGCAGCCAGCAGGGGGCACGCAUCCUGGCUGAGCGAGCUGAUGAACAUAGCCUGCACCGAGUCCCCCUCCCCACAGCUCCUAGACCUGCAGGGCUACACGCCGUUACACUGGGCCUGUUAUAACGGCCACGAGGGCUGCGUUGAGGUCCUGCUUGAGCAUAAGGUCUGCCAGGCCUUCAAAGGGAAUCCCUUCUCCCCCCUACACUGUGCCGUGGUUAAAGGUCAAGGGUCAUGUGCCUCUCUGCUGCUGGAGGCCUUGGGAGCUGAUGUCGUUGGCUGCUGUGAUGCCAGGGGCAGGACCCCGCUGCACGCUGCCGCCUUCUCUGGCCACGCCGAAUGCCUGGAGCUGCUGCUCAGCCAGGGGGCGCUAGUGAACACGCAGGAUGAGGCAGGCUGCAGCGUGCUGAUGAUGUCAGCGGCACAUGGCAGGGCCGAGUCCCUGGAGGUGCUUUUGCAGCAGCCUGACGUCAACCUGAGCCUAACGGACCGUGAUGGGAAUACCGCCCUGCAUCUGGCCUGCAGUAACGGAAAAGAAGACUGUGCUAUGCUCAUCCUAGAGAAGACGUCAGACCCCACCCUGAUCAACAGCACCAACGCAGCACUGCAGACCCCGCUGCACCUGGCUGCCCGCUGCAGCCUAAAGAAGACCGUGCAGGAGCUGCUGUCCCGCGGUGCCAGUGCCCAGCUUCUGGACUCCAGUGGUUUCAGUCCUGCCCUAGCUUGUGCUCCCAGCCGGGAGGUGGCCGAUUGCUUAGCUCUCAUUCUGGCCACCAUGACACCUUUCUGCUCCCCUUGCAGCUCCAGAGUGCCCCCCCCCGGCUCCUUUGUGAAGGCGUUGCCACAGGUCACCGAGAGUCUUUCGGGGCCCUUGCCCCAUAAAGGAACCACAAAAAGCAACUCGGACUCAGAGACCUUUUAAUCCCUCCCUCAGACGCCUCCCUGGUUCUUCACGUCAGUUUGGGGACAUGGAUUUCUAUAACGUGCUCGGUGAGGUUCCUCACGCAAACACUCCUAUUUAAUCACAAUCAGCAACAUUUAUGUGUUUUUUUUAUGUGAUUUCAAAUCUUCUGUUUUGGACCUGACAAGAGGACUACUUCAUGGACCAGCUAGUGUUUGGCCAAAUUGUAACUUGACAUAAUGUUCAAAAGCAUGCCGUAUAUUUCUGUGUUAUACAAGAGGCUUGCAGCAGCCCUAUGGAGAAGCACAAAGCCCUGACUACAGACAGGAUGAAUGCAGGAUAAUGCACUAGGCUAUACAGCAGGGGUGUCCAACCCUUUUUACAGUGAGCUACUUUUACAAAGAAACUACUCAGAUGAGCUACCAAAUCACGACAGCAUAUUUUGCCGACCGGGAUGGGGGGGUGGUCCCGUUAUAUAUAUUUUUCUGGUCCCCGUAAACCAGUUGGCCACCCCUGCAGACCCAGGACUCAUCUCGUGGUCGACCGGUUGCUCGCUGUUGACGGGUUGGGCAGCCCUUCUGUACAGGAAAAGCCUGACCACACCGUGUUCGGGUGACAUGCACACGCAGGCCAUCAGCUGCUCUCCGCAGCAGUUGCGAGCUGCCUCAGGACAUCUGCUGCGUGCAUGUGUCCGAGCUGCCGGGGUGGGGUGGGGGGGGAGAGUGCCCAGUGUCACUGGCUCUGCGCACGUCCCCCCUGCCUGCUUGCAGUUCCUCAUGUGACACACGCAGAGCAGAGGAGUGACAAACCGUUUAACGUGGCUGAUUUCCUAAUAGCGCAGCAGACCCUCGGCCUGCAGUGUACUUGUUAUACUUCCUAGCUUGGCUGUGCUGGUGCCAAAGCUGGAAAGACAGGUUCUCAAAUUCGAGGGCCUAAAUGUUCAAGAGGUGACAGAUGGCUUGUUCUGUUAAAGCUUUUCCUUUUUAGAAAAAUCCAUUAUUAAAGCUGGUUUUACAAAUAUGGAUGUAGCUUUUAAAGCUGCAUUCCGCGUGCAUUUAAAAUAAAUAGGUUAUUAUAGAUCAGCUCUCUGGUGAAAAAGAACACGUCCACUCUGAUGGAUGGACUGUUAUGAGCAUUUCUCAGGUUGAGGAAUCAAAUUCAGUAAAUGAUACUUUAGUUCUAAGUUGGUUUGUCCUAAAUUCUUGAUUAGUAAUCAGAUUAUUGGUCUUAGGUCACAUGAAGGAAUGAACACUGGUAUUAAAAUACAGAACAGACAAUCUUCCCAUUGUCUACAGAUUUUUUUUAUUUUUUUUUUUACUGACCUCUCCUGACAAAAGUGUCUUCUGCCUUUCUACUGCUCAUAUCAUUCCUGGUAUGUGUACUCAUCAGUGCCCCCUAGUGGAGUGUCUCAGAAUUUUACAUGCAUUCUGUCUGUGAGCAGCACUACCACCGGGAGCCCUAAGAUGGGCCAGUGUCUGGGUCGGCAGUGUUGUCCAGGACGCCUGCAUGAGCCUGAUAGUCUAGUAAAUUCAGCAGGUCCUGCCCUUUGCAGACGCGUGGUCUCUAACUCGCAUGAGCCAAACAUAAAAUGGAGGGAACACAGUUCCUAUGAGGUACAAUAAGCUCACACGUAUUCUGGUACUUGGUGUCCACUUAGUGCUAUAUUUAUUUUGUUACUAUUUAGUAUGAAACCAUAAGCAACUUACUGUAAUACUGUGGCAGUGGGGAGGGCAGCUCUGGGGAGUUGAGCUGUUCUUCCCUGCUCAGUCAUCGCCACCCUGUUUCCUCUGCUCAGCCCUUUUUGCGUGUUUCCACCUCUUAGUGCCUUUCCGCACCCCCCCCCCACAUCAUGCUUUAUCCCUUGUGUUACUAAAGCAUUGAUUUCUGCUUUCUGGUGCAUUACUUUUAUUGGGCUUUCUAGGCUGUACGAGACGUGCACCUGUAAAAGCUCGAGUUUUUUUUUUUUAGUACGGACUGGAGGAUAAGGAUUAAGAAAAGGUACAAGCCGCUAUAAAUAUUCUGACCUCUGAAAUCCAGCCUAAUUAAUGUAAUAAAAGGAGAGAAAUGUUAUUGUAUGUGUCUGCAGAAUGCAUAUGCAGCCAUAAAUAUGACUAGUCUGAGUCUGGCAGGGUGUCAGCAUUAUACACUGGGCGGUGCCGGUUAUGACAAUCUUAUAAUUGAUUCCCAGAUGUGUCUGUUCUUGAUGGUAGGAAACACCAGGUUGUAUGAAAUGACGGCUACAUCUCGGCUACAGUGGCUCUUUUUUAUAUAAACCCAAUAAAGUUCUUUGCUUUGA
This is a messenger RNA of Brienomyrus brachyistius, 5886 nucleotides long. It is a transcript of the gene ankrd44, whose product is annotated as ankyrin repeat domain 44. Gene Ontology annotation, molecular function: protein binding. Gene Ontology annotation, cellular component: cytoplasm. The record is from RefSeq and is a predicted model, not a curated record. Lineage: Eukaryota; Metazoa; Chordata; Actinopteri; Osteoglossiformes; Mormyridae.